Molecule: messenger RNA, 2288 nt
Organism: Morone saxatilis (striped sea-bass)
Lineage: Eukaryota; Metazoa; Chordata; Actinopteri; Moronidae
Gene: acer1
Product: alkaline ceramidase 1
Exons: 6
Coding region: 22-822 (266 amino acids)
Biological process (GO): ceramide metabolic process
Cellular component (GO): membrane
Molecular function (GO): hydrolase activity, acting on carbon-nitrogen (but not peptide) bonds, in linear amides
Source: RefSeq, a predicted model, not a curated record
GGCGUCUACUCCAGUGAAAAGAUGGCGGGAGCUUUCUCGUACGAGAGUUCAGAAAUCGACUGGUGUGAAGACAACUACAGACACUCUGAACAUGUAGUGGAGUACUUCAACACUAUAAGCAGCUUCUUCUUCUUCAUUAUAUCUCCCAUCAUGCUCUACCUUCUGCACCCUUAUGCCAAAGAGAGAAACCUGGCGAUUCACCUGGUCUGGUUCAUGAUGAUUUUCGUAGGGCUCUUCUCGGCAUACUUCCACAUGACGCUCAGUUUCGUUGGCCAGAUGUUGGAUGAGCUGUCGAUCCUGUGGGUGCUGGCGGUGGGGUAUGCUGUGUGGUUCCCCCGCAGGCUCUUCCCUUCUUUUAUAAAAGACAGGUCGACGUUUUCGAGUCUUGUCCUGGUGGUCACCGUCAUCACCACACUGUCGUCCUUUGUCAAACCUACAGCCAACGCCUACGCUUUAAACUGCUUCGGCCUCCACCUGCUUUACGUUCUGGGUGUCGAGAUGAGAUGCUGCACUGACCAGAAGGUUCUGCGACUUGCCAAGCUGUCGGUGGCUCUGUGGGUGCUCGCCAUCUCCUGCUGGAUUAGUGACCGUUUUGGCUGCAGCUUCUGGCAGAGGCUAAACUUCUGCUACCUGCACGGUAUCUGGCACAUUCUGAUUGUGAUAGCUGUGGCCUAUGGCAGCACCCUGAUAGCUUACCUGGACGCCAACUACGAGAUACCGUACUCGCUGCCCGGCCUGCAGUACUGGCCUUGUGAUAAAUGGGCUGUUGGAUUACCUCACAUCGUCCUGAAGGGCACUACCAAAACACUGAAACGGUGCUAACAGAGUUAAAGGUCUGCUUUAACUUUGGCAAAACAUUUCACUCCUGUUAGUACAACCUCACCACAAAAAUGACCUGCUAUCUCUCCCGAACUGAUUGACGUGUCUUUUAAGACUACACAACGACUAAAUCUAAGUUACGAUAGUUUUCAGAUACUGUAAAAGGAGUGUUUACACCAUGGAUGGAUUACUGAACCGGCGUAGUAGACAUAGGCGUUCAGGCCCAAAUGCUCAGGAUGCCUGUAAGGGUCAGAGCUGGAGGGCAGCUGAUGGUGAACCUCUGUGGAAAUGUGUGUAUUUAUACAAGAUAUAAAUAGGCACCCUGGAUGAAUGAGGAAAUAAGAGUGUAAAUGUGUGAGUUUUUCUUUAUGUGUGCUGUGAAUUUAUUUUCAAUAUAUGAAUGCACAUUUUGAUUCUGUACACGGUGGAAUAUAUUGAUAUAUUGAUUUUCUAAGAAACAAUAAUUACUGUCAGUCUUCAGUGUGACAGUUUUUUUUGAAUGAAGCACUAUGGUGAAAUGUGUUUACAUGGUGUUUUAACAUCAACAUGUGGUAGUUGCACAGUCAUACAGGGGCACGUUUGAGCUGUGUAACCUGAAGUGAGUUUUGUUAAAUUUUGAAAGUAAAAUUGUAAUUAUCUGUGUAGUGAUGUGUUAGAUUUAAAGCUUUAUUGUUAUUUUAUUCUGAGGAUAUUUAUAACAUUUCAGUUUCACAUAUCUAUCAAUAUCAGAUCAUUCCCAGGUCAACUUCUCAGGGAAAAGUCACACUCAGGACCUUGGAAAUAUGACUCUGAAGGGCAUUUGUAUGGCUGACCACAACAAUCACAUGCAAAUCUUUUUCUUUUGUACGACUGAUUCAUCACUGGACUGUUAAAAGCCUUUCUGUUAAAACAAGCUCCUGAUUUUGGUGAUGUUUUCAGAAUAUUCAGGUACAUCGUGCCUCCAUUCACAUGUCCUUUCCUGAAAGAUACAAUAGAUACAACAAUGGAUGUUUUACAAAAAAGAAAUGCACACAGGCACUCUCUGCACUUCAGUGUUAAUAGUAUAAUAGUGACCUCCUGUGGGUGAUGAGAUAUCCAAAAGUAACCUGUGCUUCUAGAAUAUCUUUGAUUAUUAGAUGGUGGUAGCCAGAUGAUAAACUAAGAGAAAAGUAAGAAAUAAAACAUGUGUUGGCACUAAUUUCAAAUGGCUUGAUGUUAAAGUUAAUUAUCUGUAACUUUUCAGUAUCCUGAUUAAUUCAAGACUGAAAUAUCUCAACAACUAUCGGCUUAAUUGCCAUGAAGUUUCAUUCAGACAUUCAUUUUUUUAAGCGGUUACUAGCCAAACAGGUUGGAAACCGUUGUUCAACACUUAAUCGUUUGUAGAUAGAAAUAUGUUUUGUGCACAUUAUUUAUCUAAAUGUUUGUUUGGAUUUUAUUGAAAAGCCUUGUAAGGACACAACUGUAUAUUUUAUUAUGAUGGAAGAAUAAUA